AUGUACCUAGAACAUAACAUCAGCUGUAACAUCACUGUUCAUAACAGUUUUCAUCUCAUUCAACUCCUUGUUUAUAUCCCAGUUUUCUUUGUUGGAACUACAUUGAAUGGAUUGGCUUUGUGGAUAUUCUGCUACAAAAUAAACAGAUGGACAGAAACCAGAGUGUACAUGACCAACUUAGUCAUGGCUGAUGGCUGCCUGCUCUUUACUUUGCCUUUCAAAAUGGUCUUCAGCUAUAAUCAACAACAAGUGGACACAUGGUGUUUGAUUGUAGAGUCAGCAUAUUUUAUAAACCGAUUAAUGAGCAUUUAUAUUAUCACUAUCGUGGCAAUUGAUCGAUACAUUACAGUAAAAUACCCCCUAAAAGCAAAGGGACUGAAGUCUCCAUUCAAGGCAGCUACUAUCUCUGCAUGUCUCUGGAUACUAAUUAUAUGCCUUGUUGGCAUAACUAAAGCAUGGGAGAAUCGAGAACAACCUGGAAUUUGCUUUGAGCCUUCUGGGAAGCCCUCCCGAGAGACUUUACUCGCUUGUCUUUUGGGGUUUUUUAUACCAUUAAUAAUCUUGAGUUUUUGUUCCGUACAAGUCAUUAAGAAACUUGUGAGGAAGAGGAAUACAACUGCACAUGAAGAAAAGUUAAUCCAGAAAGCAAUCUACAUUAUUUCUGCAAACAUGAUCGUGUUUUUGGCAUGCUUUUUCCCUGUUUAUACUGGGCACAUCGUGCAGUUUAUAGUGAACUACACCAACGCUGUGUGCUCUGUAAGAUCAAACGUUAACAAUUUUGUACACCUGGCCUCACUUACAGCAAACACCAACUGCUGCUUGGAUGCCAUUUGUUACUAUUUUGUAAGUCAGGAAUUUCAGGAGGCCACUUCUCUGUUGCAGAAGUCCAACGCUUCAAAGUCAAUGACUUACCAAAGGCAAAUGUAACACUCCACACACCGUUUGCUAGUCGAAAAUGAGUACAACAUACUAUAGGGUCUGCAACUUGCAACACUGAAGAUACAUUAGGAGCAAUAGGAAGCAUGAUUUUAAGGGUCUCUAUGUUCAGCUGUUCACUUCAUGUGGGUAUGUGCUCCCUAUGAGGAUCCCUCACUAUCCUCCCCCCCUCCCCCCCAACCCACCGUAGAAAUGUUCCAUACCUGAAUCCUAAGCGUUUACCUAAUUUUUCCUUGCAAGGACUUCUCCAUUAAAUGAUAGUUUUCUCUCUCAUAAAACUGCUGCUUUGUUUUCACUACCAAAUGGAUGCAACACCCAGAAAAAUGUGGAACCAGAGAAAAUGUGAAUCUCUCUUCCAAACAGGAAAACAACUGAAGCCACCAACUUUCUUUCACCGAUCAAUAUAUUGAGAAACUAAAGAACUGCCAAGGGAAAAAAAAAAUCAGCAAAAUGUUUCAUUUCGAUAUAAUAUAUUUAUUGGUAUGCAUAAGCUCCAUAUUAUGUUUGCAUAAUUUGCUAUCUUUUCUGUUUCUGUUGAUAUCAGAGGAUGUUUCGCUGUAGAACAAGAUAAUUUAGCUUCUUUCUAUCAAAUUUAAAACAUCAGGGAUGCCAUUCAAAUAUUGGAAUUAUUAAAGUUUGGAUCCCAUAUUGCAACACAAAUUUUGCAUGAUAUUCAAGCUUUUAUACACGUUAUACCAAAAACUUUUAAGGUGAGUUAAAAUAACAUCACUGAUGUUACAGAAGGGAAACAUGCCUGACAGUUGGUUUGUUAUAUAGUUUAUUAUAGAGAGAAUAAACUAAAAAUGUUGUCAUCCACAAGAUUUAUAUUUCUAGAAAUGUAAAUUGUGUUAGUGGGAUAAGACACACUUCAACAACCCCUGAUGAAAAAUGGUCAGUGGAAAAACUCUAAAUGUUUUCUGGGACUUCAGGGCAAGCUGCAUAGUCUAGCUGAAGGCCAGUAACUAGAAGACAGAUCCAAAAUUAUAAUGAAAACUGAUUAUAACAAAAGUGGCUCACUGGAUACAUGGAUUAAUGUACAAUGGAGAUGAAUGGAGUGAUGCCACUUGAAACACCCAGAAUCCAAAGUGAGAUGGUGAAUGCUAAACCUGGAUUUUCAGAACCAGAUAAGCCUGCUACUUACAUAAUUCCUCAUUCAAACUGAGAAUCUGGAUGCAAAUAUAGCUAGUUAAAUACCCUAUUAGUUAGGCACAACUGACUGGCAUACCCAAUUGUAGUAACCGUGCAUACAAAUUAGAUAUGCAGUUUCACACAUUUUUUUAUAGAUGAAGCUGGCUGUCUCAGGUUUAAAAGUCCUAGAGUAUUGUCGCUGACAUCAUGUGGACUGCUGCUUUUAUUAUGUGAAGAAAAUGAAACAUGAAGCAUCUCACUGCAUAAAUGGUUGGGAUUACCCUGAGUGUGAUUUAUCAUUUAAGUCAUAAAUGAAAAAUAACAGCACUGAAGAGGAUGAGCGACUGAACGUGUUACACAAAUAAAUCCCAGAUCAUUCAGAGAAGGAUAGGGAGUGUUUUUUUAAAAGUGAACAGAAUACAGAGAUUACAGAUCAUUUGAAAUGCUACUUAUCUGGAAAGACGACCUGACACAUUUCUGGAGAAAAGAAGAUAGAGGUGUCUUGUUUGUUUGCCAGCUCACUGAACUUCUGGUAAGAAGAACAUUGAUUCUGCACCAUUGAAAUCAGAGGAUGUUUUACAGCUUGUUUCUAGGAGUUGUUCAAAGAGCAUCUGACUUCACAAAAAGCCUCCAAGAGUGGAUAAAUUAAAUUCUUUUGCCUUUUAUUUCUUCUUUGACAUUAUCGUGAGUUCUGCCUAUCAAGGUAUGCAUCUCCCAUGGACGAUCUUCUGAAUCUGCUCAGUGAGAUUGAGAGUUUCCUGGUAAGGAUUUCAUAUGUGUCAUGACUAAUGUAAAUUGGGAAUCUAUUUUCUUUAUUGAAGUGUUGUUGAAGUACUUCCCCUGUAUUCUGCUUGCCUCUGAAAAAUGUGGAUUUUCUUGUUGACAAACACUUGUGCUACUGUUGUG
Molecule: messenger RNA, 2970 nt
Organism: Alligator mississippiensis (American alligator)
Lineage: Eukaryota; Metazoa; Chordata; Crocodylia; Alligatoridae
Product: G-protein coupled receptor 35-like
Exons: 1
Coding region: 1-927 (308 amino acids)
Biological process (GO): positive regulation of Rho protein signal transduction; chemokine-mediated signaling pathway; phospholipase C-activating G protein-coupled receptor signaling pathway
Cellular component (GO): membrane
Molecular function (GO): chemokine receptor activity
Source: RefSeq, a predicted model, not a curated record